Messenger RNA from Penicillium cosmopolitanum, 1233 nucleotides. Its product is annotated as FHA domain protein. The record is from RefSeq and is a predicted model, not a curated record. The transcript has 3 exons. The coding region runs from base 1 to 1233 and encodes 410 amino acids. NCBI's taxonomy places the organism in Eukaryota, Fungi, Ascomycota, Eurotiomycetes, Eurotiales, Aspergillaceae. Gene Ontology annotation, molecular function: protein binding.
AUGUCGGAUAUGCAGGUUGCGAUCACCUUGCUCCCUGUUGACAACCAGGAAGAUCCGACCCCAGCUUCACGAUACCUUACUCUGUCUGAAGAUAACCCGGUUAUUCCCCUCGGUCGAUCGUCAAAGCGCGAAACCCGAAACCGUGAGCCUGCGAGUGAUAAUGGCUGGUAUGAAUCGCGACACGUCUACAUCUACGACUCUGGCUCAACUCAUGGCACCUGGCUCAACAACCUCAAACUGGUCCAGGAACAGAAGACUCCUCUGCUGAAUGGCGAUAUUCUACGAUUCGGUGUCAACGUAGAUCGCGGCGACGGUAAGCUUCGGGAUUCCCUGGUUUUCAUUCCUUGUGGAGAUAUUCUGACCUCUCUGAUAGAAGAGUUUCCUGCACUGAGUGUCCGCUGUGAGAUUAAAUGGUCCGAGAAGGAGUACGGAUCGACACCCACUUUUGGAUUUCUCGGGAAAUAUUUCACUGACCCCUCUCAAUCCAGCUCCAUCGAAGAAAUCCCAGAGCCCAAAAUCCCAGUACCGAAACCGAUAAGCGUGUUUAACCCGGAGGAUGCUCCCCGUCCAACCUCAUCCAGCAACACGUUCUGUGUACCGGAGGAUGACAGCGAUAUCGAGGAAGUCCCAGUCAAGAACGUGACUGUCACUGGGUUUGAUGGAGCGAGAGCUUCAAAUAUUGCCCCUACUAUCCGAGCUGCCCCUAAGCUGCACGAUAUUAUCAACUUGGACGAUGACCAGGAGGCCCACCCGAAGCAUCAGCAUCAAACCGAUCCACCCAAGCAAUUUUCUGUUUGGGACUCUGGGCCAGGGGAUGCCUAUGCAGAGCAGGAGUCGGACCAUGAAUAUGUACUUUCCGAAUAUUCUGAUGAGGAAUCGGAUCUGGAGUCUUCCAAAUCUACUUCAUCUCAUACAAGUGAGGGUGAGGUUGUCACGAAAGAAUUCAAAUUCGUUGAACGAUCCGAAAGCCCGGAAGACGCCAUCUCAGACGAGGAUCCUGAUCUUAGCGACAAUGAUAAGGAAGAGUGCAUUGAUCCAAGGGUGCUGGCUCAAAAGAAUAGCCUAGAGCCCCCUCUCUCCGACAAGUCCGAGAACGCAUGGAUGGCUCAAAAGGCGGCGCAGCCCAUCAGUCCGAUCAAGCCUUUCAACACUCGUCUCCCCCACCCGCAUAUCCCUAUGCCCCAUAUGGCAGGAGCUACAGUCCUCCAGCUCCUACGGAAGCCGGAAACCUAG